CCUGGGCAACCUCAAAAGCCGUUUAACGGCAACAACCAUCAACUUUAAUUGAUUUUAUUUAUUUUCCUUUUUUUUUCUGUAAUUCUUUCAGACACCUGAAUUUCAAUCGAGUCGAUUGAUAGAAAGAAGAGUUGAUGGCCACAGAGACUAAGGCUAGUGUGGUGAAGGCGAAGUCCUCAAGCAAUCAAGAUGGCUCUUCCAAAGGGAAGAUUGAUUUCACCAACAAGAAGAAGAUUGAUAGCUCAGGCAAACAUCAACCGCCCGAUUCAAAGCAAAACAGAUCGGUCUCUACCGUCACAAAAACAGAGAUAAAGUCAAAAGCAAGUUCAAGUUCCUCAAAAACAACCGUGACAACAACCACUAAAGUAAGAGAGAAGAAAGUGUUCACAUUGCCUGGACAGAAGUAUGAUCCUCCUGAAGAGAGAGAACCAUUAAGGAUAUUCUAUGAGUCGUUGUCAAAACAGAAACCAUCAAGUGAAAUGGCAGAAUUUUGGAUGAUGGAACAUGGAUUGUUGUCCGCAGAUAGAGCCAAAAAGGCAUAUGAGAAAAAGCAGAGAAAACAAAAGCAACAGCGGAUGGGAACUCCAGUUAAACCUUCAAAACCGCUCAUCAGCAGUAAGCCUGAGACUUCACAGAAGCAGCAACAGGCAUCCAAAAAUGGCGAUGUUAAAGCCAAAAAAAGAUUAAACAAUGAUAGUGACGACAACGAUGACGACUUCAUUUUAAGCCCCAAGAGAAGAAAGGGUUAACAAACUAAUGUCCGCUCUCUUAUUGGAACUGUGUACGUCUGGAAAUUGCCUCAUUUAGAUUUCUGACAUUUAACUGCCAAAAAAAGCUGAAGUUGUGAAACAAUCAAAAUGUUACAGCUAGAUAUUCUUCAUAUUGUUGAUUUCAUAGAAGCAAUAAGCACAACAAAAUUCUGAAUUUAUGUUUAUUUCUUGUUCCUCUAGUCUCCGACAUGAGAAUGUUGGUGAAUUUUUAUGCUAAUGCCAGUCGAUUAUGUAGCAAUUCUAACAGACCGGUGCUUGCUAGAA
This is a messenger RNA of Mangifera indica (mango), 1034 nucleotides long. RefSeq lists its product as uncharacterized. Lineage: Eukaryota; Viridiplantae; Streptophyta; Magnoliopsida; Sapindales; Anacardiaceae. The record is from RefSeq and is a predicted model, not a curated record. The transcript is spliced from 4 exons. Bases 135 to 749 code for a protein of 204 amino acids.